Molecule: messenger RNA, 873 nt
Organism: Aspergillus affinis
Lineage: Eukaryota; Fungi; Ascomycota; Eurotiomycetes; Eurotiales; Aspergillaceae
Product: F1F0 ATP synthase subunit gamma
Exons: 5
Coding region: 1-873 (290 amino acids)
Biological process (GO): proton motive force-driven ATP synthesis
Molecular function (GO): proton-transporting ATP synthase activity, rotational mechanism
Source: RefSeq, a predicted model, not a curated record
AUGUUCUCUCGUGCUGUUCGUCCGGCCGUGAGGGCCGGCAGUGCUGCUGUGACCCGCGCUGCGCCUCCCAAUGCCGCCAACUUCGCGACCCUGCGUGAAAUCGAGGGCCGUCUCAAGUCCAUCAAGAACAUCGAAAAGAUCACCAACACCAUGAAGGUCAUUGCCUCGACCCGUCUCACCCGCGCCCAGAAGGCCAUGGGUGACUCCCGGAACUACGGUCAGACCUCCAACACCGUCUUCGAGCAGGCCGAGACCAAGCCUCUUGACGACAAGAAGACUCUGCUCGUCGUCGCCAGCUCCGACAAGGGUCUUUGCGGUGGUAUCCACUCCGGUCUGAGCAAGGCCACCCGCCGUGUUCUCCAGGAGUACCCUAACUCCGACAUCGUUAUUCUCGGCGACAAGGCCAAGGCCCAGCUGUCCCGUACCAACGCCAACAACCUGGUUCUCAGCUUCGCCAACGUCUGCAAGGACAUCCCUACCUUCGCUGAUGCCCAGGCCGUUGCCGACCAGAUUGCUCUGCUGCCCACCGACUACGCCAGCGUUAAGAUCAUCUACAACAAGUUCGUUAACGCUCAGAGCUACGAGCCCACUACCAUCGAGGCUUUCUCCGAGGAGGCCAUCACCAACUCCGCCAACAUCUCUGCUUUUGAGGUUGACGACCAGGCUCUGACCAACCUCCGCGAAUACUCCCUCGCCAACAACCUCUUCUGGGCUAUGGCCGAGGGCCACGCUUGUGAGAUUUCGAACGCUUCCAAGAACGCCGGAGAGAUGAUCAACAAGUUCCAGAUUCUGUACAACCGUCAGCGUCAAGCCGCCAUUACCGGUGAACUGGUUGAGAUUAUCACUGGUGCCACCGCCAGUGCGGACAUGUAA